AUGGCAGGUUCGAAGGAUUUCGGAAAAGGCUGGCAAGGCUACCAUGGCGUCAAGAACCGCGACGCGUCUCUGGACUUUCUGAACCGCUACCGGAGUGGAAGCAAAGGACGAGUCUAUCCUUGGGGAAAUCACUGGACCGCUCAGCCUUCGAAUAAAGGUGGAUGUGGAUAUCGGUAUGGAGGUUGCCGUCGACUUUCCCUGGACUCCUGCAGACGAACUGCUGGAAAUCCAAAUCGCAAGUUUGAACGGCAUGAGCACUGUCCCCCUGCGGGUCGGCAAGCUCGUUGGUGA
Lecanosticta acicola is the source of this 291-nucleotide messenger RNA. The record is from the annotation of a GenBank genome assembly. NCBI's taxonomy places the organism in Eukaryota, Fungi, Ascomycota, Dothideomycetes, Mycosphaerellales, Mycosphaerellaceae.